CGAAUACGGCACAAUGGAAGCUGCGUGGAAAGGAGGUAUGGUUGAAGCGGAGCGUCUCUCAGAUCUACACCUGAGCGUCCGCGACCGGCUCGUCAAUGACGUCAUGGCGCAAAUCAAGAACUGGCAGAAAGACACCUAUCAUAAGUCCAUGAUCCAGCUAAAAGAACGAAAAGAAAUGGACGAAGCUUUCAAGAAGGCACAGAAACCCUGGGCGAAGUUACUGCAAAAGGUGGAACGCACACGAUUGGAGUACCACACUGCUUGCAAACAGGAAAGAACAGCACAGAACCAGGAAAGGAAUGCCAGUGGAGACAGCUCGCUUAGUCCAGAUCAGGGAGAGAACUCCAAGCGAGGACACGAGGUAAAGAAAAUGGCGGAACGGGUGGCCAAAUGUCGCGAAGAAGUUGCGAAAAGUAGAGAAAAGUACCAAUCGGCACUGGCAGAGAUCACGGCAUACAACCCUCGCUACAUUGAAGAUAUGACCGGAGUCUUCGAGCGCUGCCAACAGAUGGAGGCACAGAGGCUCAAAUUCUUCAAAGACGUUCUCUUCAGCUUCCACAAGUGCCUCAAUAUCAGUCAAGAACCUUCAUUACCCCAAAUCUACGACGAAUUCCACCAUACGAUAAACAACGCAGACAGUCAGAAGGACCUGAAGUGGUGGGCCAACAACCAUGGCAUCAACAUGGCAAUGGCCUGGCCACAGUUCGAGGAGUACACUGAGGAGUUCCGGGACAUCGCGAAGGGCAAGUCCAAGGAGAGCCUGCCUACUGGGCCCAUCACACUGCUCAACCAACGACCCGUCAGCGAAGAUGAACUGCCACCGAUUAACAACACGAACAACAAAACGAGCAAGGCUGCCAACCACACGGACGCUGCGCCGGCGCAGACAACAGUCGUCAACAACACCGCCAGCGCUAACAACACUAUUGAUAAAAAGAGCAUCAGUGCGCCUAUUGCUGUUACCAAUGGUACAGCAGCAGCGCCUAAAUCGAACAAGACAUCGCCGGCUAAGGACAGCACUAAAGGACAGGAGAACCCGUUUGACGAGGACGAGUGGGACGAGGAGUCGGGCGGAGCGCUCACUGACACGGGCGAGCCGGGCGUACCGGUGCGAGCGUUGUACGACUACACCGGCGCGGAGAGCGACGAACUCAGCUUCAGACAAGGGGACUUAUUCGAAAAAUUAGAAGACGAAGAUGAACAGGGCUGGUGCAAGGGUCGCAAGGACGGUCGAGUGGGCCUGUACCCGGCCAACUACGUGGAGCCAGUGGGCCACUAGCCCGCGCCGGCGCACGCACGGACUGUCACCUGUGCUCUGUGGGCGGCGGCACUAGACGUGAACGAACGCGCUAACUUGUGGAAAAUAAUAAAAAUAUUUUCAUGAAUCUAGGAACAAAUUGCACUCUAUGCUUAGAACAAGCAGAUGUUGGCCUUAGCAGAAUUUAAUGUUGUUUAAAUAGUCGACUGAUAUUACUACUUAGCUGGCAUGUCUCUACGUGCAGUGUAUCGCUCCUGCUUCCCUCGUUUGUAAACGUACUGGUAUCAUUUAAGAAGUCUUAAAUUUUACCAAUACCCCAUAUUAAAGCUUUGAUAAGUAUUAUAUGUACCAUAAAACGUAAAUAUAUAAAAAUAGUUGUAUAUAAAACAGGCCCUUAUGAUAAAAUUAAUGUACCCUUAACUAAGCAGUAUUAAGUACAGUUAGCGAAUGUUUGUGGGGACAGUUAGUGGUGUUCAUUCAUGUGUCGGGCGCACAGUACAGAAGUAUGUUACGGUACUAUGUGAACGCGUGGCAGGUUAUAAAAUUGUUCCGUUUUAUAUUCACGAGUCACGAUGUAGUCAUUAUAAUAGUAACAGAUGUUAAGUACAUUCAGAUGUAACGAUGUGUUUACUUCUAUACGAAUAGCUAUAGAUAUAUUUACUUGACACCGUCACUCAACGCAGCACUCAGCUUUAAUACGUCUUAUGAUAUCAUUCCACUCGACAUCGAACCCCAUACCCCAUGGAUCGAGCUGUUUUUGAUAUAUUUAACAAGACGAUUUUCUUACUGAAACAUUUUCGACCUAAAAUUUUUGUACGUUUCUAUAAAAACGAAAAUUCAAAUCAACGUUUUAAUGGUUUUGUUAAAAAUGUAAGUAAAGACGGUGUUUGAAUAUUUUUGGAUGGAACUCUUUGUAGGUACAAUAUGGAAACCAAAAAUUGUUUAUUUGUAACUGUAGUCACACUGCGCCGCAUCCACUGUCAAGCGUCAGAGGUCGCGCAGUAUACGCGCAGUAUACGCGCAGUACUCGCGCAGUAUACGCGCCGUACCAGGCGACCGCGCGAGCGACUCAGAGGUGUAUCGACUAUUUGAUUAGUGGGUAACUGUAUUGUGUAUAACUAGCAAUAACGUCUACUUAGAUCAGUUGUAUAUAAAGUGUAUAAAGGCAAUGUCGACCUAUGAAGGUGAAAUCAAACCGUUUGAACAUAUAUCGGGUCCCAAAUCGAUUAGUAGACCGAUAUCGUAGCCGGUACAUCUCUAAUAAUAUCGAUGAGGAAUUUAGCUAAGCCAAAAAGUGUACGCCAAUAUAAAUAAUUAGAUAACAAAUGAUACGUUUAGGCGGCAAUGGGAUUUAUAUUUUUGUGAUAUAAUGGUACUGGACAGUGGUCGCCACUGCACGCUAGUUGUGUUUAUGUACAUACACGAUUAUAAUAUAUCUCGUCGUGCUUGUAGAAUAUUUAUUUCCCAUUGUAUAUAAUGUAAAAUGCAUUAAUAAUGUAUGUAAGAUAACGGAGGGCGCAGCCGGACUGAGCGAAGGCCUAAUAUUAUGUAGCGCCGCGGUACUUGCAACCCGUGUUCACAGCUAGCGCCCUCUCGUUUAGGUUAAAUAAACAGUAACGAUUAUUAAUAUAUUACGAGAAAUGUUUAAUCUUUUCUUUUUCCCUUUUAUACCUCGUUUUAAAUAUUGUUGUAUUGUGUAAUUAUAGUGGGAGUCAUUACGUUAGUCGAGGCUGAGUAUCACUUACCUGUCAACAGUCGGUCGCGCUUAGUCUGUAGCUGUUUUGUUUUCGUUGUUAUAGGUUCAGCGACCAUUUGUGAGAAAUUCUUUGUAUUAUAUAAUUAUCAAAGAGGGUGGUUUUGGACCACAUAUGUUAAUAUAUUAUGAAUAUUGGUAAAAUAAAAUUGUUACAUAUGGUA
This is a messenger RNA of Spodoptera litura, 3175 nucleotides long. It is a transcript of the gene Synd, whose product is annotated as protein kinase C and casein kinase substrate in neurons protein Synd. Gene Ontology annotation, cellular component: endosome; cytoplasm; plasma membrane. NCBI's taxonomy places the organism in Eukaryota, Metazoa, Arthropoda, Insecta, Lepidoptera, Noctuidae. Gene Ontology annotation, biological process: regulation of endocytosis; plasma membrane tubulation; cytoskeleton organization. The record is from RefSeq and is a predicted model, not a curated record. Gene Ontology annotation, molecular function: protein binding; phospholipid binding.